AGCACAAGGGAUCCGCGCGGGCCGAUGCUCUCUGUCGUCGAUCUCGCCAUCGCUCGCCUCGCCUUGGCAUACUUUGUCGUCGGCGAUAUCAACAUUGCAUCGCAUCCCGGCAGCCAUAACGGACCAACACGAGCAGACGAUACCGGCCAAGCGGCCCGAGACAGGCUCGCCUCCCGGGCCCAAGCGCCUCAAAUCACUCGCAGCGAGCCUGUUGUCGAUCGAACCGAUAUCGACUCCUGCGGAUGCCAGCACCCACGACGGCGUUGCUCAAAGCGUCGUCCUCCACAGCCCCGAUGGGCAGCAUCGCAUUCCUGCUGAGUCGGACCCAGCCCUGGAUCUGAGGUGCUUCAACAUCAGGCCUAUCGUUUCCAAUCCAGAGAUGCCCCCAACGGAUGCUCCUCAGCUCGCUGGCAUCGACGCAGAUGCCGAAAUCGAUCCCGUGGCCCUAUUUUCGUAUCAGCAGCCAUGGCCGCAGCCGGGCGAUCCGCUCUGCUGCGUCUGCGGCCGGUACGGCGCAUAUAUAUGCGAUGUCACCGACCACGAUGUUUGCUCGCUGGAAUGCAAGGCUGCCGAUCUUGAACAGUAUCUCCGGACGAUUACAGCCCAUCGCUCUGAAGCGCCCGGACAGAGCCGCAAACCGCCGACACCACCCGUGCGCCGAUGGAGAGAGCCCCCGCUCCCUCCUCCGUCGCCUGAGCUGAGAGUCAACCGCUCGCACCUGCUUCGGCUGAUGCGACAGUCCCGGGGCGGUCCUGCUCGAACUGCUCCAUGGACACAGAUCGCAGCGCUGGUCGAGCCAUCCGGGAUAACUGUAGCAUAUGAGGGAACAGAGCCGCUCCCACUGCCAAUCGCAGAGUUCAGUCAGGCCCCUGCCUUGCCAGCAAAGCUACUGAGCAACAUGGCUCUCGCUGGUCUGAGACGACCAGGCCCGACCCAGAGGAUGGCGAUUCCCUCGAUCAUGGACGGAUUAGACGUGCUCCUGACAGCCCCGAACGACGGAGAUCGUAGUCUAUGCUAUAUCAUUCCGGCCAUCUCCUUCUGCGCUGCCAUCUCGACGUACCUCUCUGCAGCCAAGUCGCCAAUACCCCAACACCAGAAGGGUCCCUAUGUCCUCAUAAUGGCGCCGACACGAGAACACUGCGUCCAAAUCGAGGAUCGCAUCAAGGCGCUGGCAAGCGGAAUCGAGCGUCUCAAGACCGUCCUGCUGGCAGGAGGCUGCCCGCUGCCGAAUCAGCUGCACCGCCUCGAACAAGGUAUUCAGAUCGCCAUCGCAACUCCAGGAAGGCUGGCAUCGCUGCUUGCAUCGGACUCGGGCAAACCUUACUUUGAAAGCCUUGCGUUCAUGGUUGUCGACGGCACGGAAGGCAUGAUCGAGGGCAGCACCAAAGAGCAAAUGUCGACGGUUCGCAAGCUGCUUCCAGGAUCCAAGCGCAUCCGAGUCUGGUGUGCGUCGAUGGCAUCGCCGGGGGUCCUUGACCUCUGCAUCAAGCCUGGCCCUGGCAAGAAACCCAAGGCCGGCAUGGCCAAAUCCCACGCCACUGAGACACAUACCCUCUGGAUCCACCUUGGCGCGCAGUUGCCGACUAUUCAGAAUGAAGGCGCCAAAGUUGCAGCGUCGCAUGAGAUAGUACCCGAUAUCCCCGAGAGCGUGAAGCACACGUUUCUGUGGGUUGAGACCCCAUCGAAGCCGAAGCAACUCAUCUCCAUCGUCACAGACACAAAGUACUUUCGUCCGCAGCAGCAGCGACUCUUGGUCUUUGUGGAGUGCAGAAUCGGCGCCGAGAUGCUCGCCAAGUGCAUCAAAACGCAGUCCACCCUCAAGGCCGUUGUGCUCCACGGCGAGAAGACCAGCCGGGAGCGAGAAACAGCCCUGGAACAGUUCACGGAGGGGCAGCACGGGAUCUCGGUGUGCGUGGCGACCGGAGUGAUGGCACGCAGCAUCGCCGUGGAGGCCGAUCUGGUGCUCAACUACGAUAUGGCACUCUCAGUUGCAAGCUACAUCCAUCAAAUCCGGCGCUGCCGACCAAGCAAAGAUAAACUCGGCUGGGCAAUCACAUUCAUCAAUAGAGACCAUGAGAAGCUCAUCCCUGAGCUCGUCGCCAAGCUUAAUCAGCUCCCCGCCGGAACCGUGACACCGCUGCCUGCUCAGAUGAAGCGACACCAACGACCAUCAUGACCCGCACACUCCUGACUCGCCGACAAGCAAAUAUACCUCCAAGCCAAUCCAUAGUCGAUGGCGAGUUCGUGUGGAUAGCAUCUCUGCGUAUCUCACUGGGCUCUGGCGACAGAUGGUGCCGGUGGACAUACUGGCCGGACCAGCGUGCGCUCAGGAUCCAGAAUGGGGCGUCCACUGGCCUUGGUCAAUCGCUUGUACACUGUUAUUGGAUCGCCUUACACUUUAUUCAGAAAAAAACGGGACAAUAUAGCCGUUUCCAUGAACAUGUAGUAUGUGCU
Molecule: messenger RNA, 2454 nt
Organism: Polychytrium aggregatum
Lineage: Eukaryota; Fungi; Chytridiomycota; Chytridiomycetes; Polychytriales
Product: P-loop containing nucleoside triphosphate hydrolase protein
Exons: 3
Coding region: 380-2176 (598 amino acids)
Molecular function (GO): RNA binding; RNA helicase activity; ATP binding
Source: RefSeq, a predicted model, not a curated record